This is a messenger RNA of Capsicum annuum, 480 nucleotides long. RefSeq lists its product as uncharacterized. Bases 1 to 480 code for a protein of 159 amino acids. The record is from RefSeq and is a predicted model, not a curated record. Gene Ontology annotation, molecular function: zinc ion binding. NCBI's taxonomy places the organism in Eukaryota, Viridiplantae, Streptophyta, Magnoliopsida, Solanales, Solanaceae. The transcript has a single exon.
AUGACCGAGGGCAAUAAAUUAUUUAUGAACAAGAGAAAUGGAAGCACCGAUGAAUUUACCAUGCUUGGUUGUGGUCCUUCUGCCAAAUUUAAUCUAUUGAGAAGGUCAUGUUCUUGCAGGAAGUUCGACUUGGUGAAAUUUCCAUGUGCUCAUGCAAUGCCAGCAUUGCAUUUGAAGCACGGGGAUGAUUACGGUACUAACAUUUACAACUACUCUUUGCCCAUAUAUUCGAAAGAAUCAUACCUCCUUGCAUACUUGAAACCUAUUUGUACAGUACCUCUGGAGUCGGAGUGGAGUGUGGUUUGGGAGUACCUAGAAAUACAAGUUCUUCCACCCGAUUUCGAUCCCAAACUCGGGGGGAGGAAGGUGAGAUGCGUUAAGGGUGUGUUGGAGCCUUCAAGGCCCAAGAAAACGAACAAAUGCUCCAAGUACAAAAGAUCGGGACAUAAGAGAACAACAUACAGGCUUAACGUAGGAUAA